Lindgomyces ingoldianus is the source of this 1584-nucleotide messenger RNA. RefSeq names its product ankyrin. Bases 217 to 1584 code for a protein of 455 amino acids. The record is from RefSeq and is a predicted model, not a curated record. NCBI's taxonomy places the organism in Eukaryota, Fungi, Ascomycota, Dothideomycetes, Pleosporales, Lindgomycetaceae. Gene Ontology annotation, molecular function: protein binding. The transcript has a single exon.
AUCUUAGUACAGUGUGAACUAGAGCCAACCCUACUAGCACUAUUCGAUGGUGGAGACCGUAUUUGCCAUCAUACCGCGCAUACUGUACACCUCGCAUAAUACAAACGUUACCAAGGCCCAUUCUAAUCCGCAAAUAUUAGCGAAACUUUUCAUGGGAACGACCUUCGCCGCUGCAAAGCCUCAUGUAAUGUACUUGGCUCUGCAGAAUAUUUCACAAUGGCCGAACCCCUCACCGAAGAAUCGCCCAUAUCGAUGACAGCCAACCUUGUCAACCUUCCUACAGAACUCCUUUUAGACAUCGCAGAUAUUCUGCAGGAUCAACGGUCAAUCAGUCGACUAUCGCGUACUAGCCGAAGACUCCAUCACAUUCUCACAGACUACCUCCUAAAAUACAAUAUACUCGAGAAGGGAAAUACAGCAAUACUAUGGGCAGCGCAGAAUGGUUUCGUGGAGUUGGCCCGCCGUCUCGUGGCUUUAGGCGCCAAUGUGAACACAUAUCAUCUUUGGGAUCGCUGGAAUACCCCUCUAUUUUUAGCAACGAAACAGGCAAACUUCUCGAUGACCAUGCUCUUACUGGAUGCCGGAGCGAGUUUAACACUAUAUCCAAACUGGUAUAGAAAUACCCCAGUUAUGACUAAGUUUUUAUUGAAUGCUGGAGCGAGUUCACCACUAUAUUCGCGCUGGCACUGGAAUGUACUAGUGAUGGCGCUCUUUCAUAACUGUGAAGGAGUGGCUCGGACCCUGUUGUCUCGGUUAGACUCUUUCGACGAAUUAGUCGACCACCAAGGGAGAACGGCAUUGCAUUUCGCAUGCAUUUACAAAUGCCCCAACGUUGUGCGUUACUUGCUGCAAGCUGGGUCAGAUGUGAAUAAAAAAGCGAACUUUAUUUCAGCAACACCGACUCCACUACAAAGCUUGCUGAAAGUUGGAGUUCAUGGUCGUGACGAGAGAGGCCCCGAUAACAAGACAUUCCAGAUUCUUAUGAUACUCCUAGAGUAUGGCGCAAAGGUCGACGAUACAGCCUGUGAUCUUGGAGCGAGAAAUACAGAUCCCAGAGUGCGGUUGUUGCUCUCUCGAACAGUGUUCACGGUCACACCAAAUCGAUCUGCUGUAAAAGACCGGGUUUGGAUGUACGAGAACAUUGUGUUGAUGGACAAAGGAAGCCAUCUAAUUACUACUCAAGAGACUCGGUUUGAUUAUAUCGGGUUAUUAUUCUCCCCGAGAGUCGGUUCCAAGGGCCGGGCACCCCAAGCCCCGCGCGGUCACCACUCCCUUCCAACCAUUCCCAGUAAACCUCUCUCUCAGGAAGCCUUACGUGUUGGCCGCGGUGUGCGGAACACCCUAAAUCUCGGGCAAUUAAUCGUCGCCCUCGCGCUUGUGAAAGAGGAAGAGGAAAGGGCGAAGUAUGCAAGGGAUUCAGAGCCUCAGGAUGAUGAUCCAUUCCCGCAAUUGGCUCAAUACCUACUCCAGACAUUCAACCCUGCACAAAAAUUAUGGAGCAAAUUUCAGAAACUAGAGCUGAGCUGCCUGAGAAGACGGCACGCUUGCCAAGGCAGCGACUCUGGAGCCUUUUUCACAACUUAG